Messenger RNA from Ambispora leptoticha, 786 nucleotides. The record is from the annotation of a GenBank genome assembly. Lineage: Eukaryota; Fungi; Glomeromycota; Glomeromycetes; Archaeosporales; Ambisporaceae.
AUGGGAAUCCAGGCUUUUGUAACUUGGCAAGGAAAUAACAAAGAUAACAAACAGCAAAACAGUGAAAAAGAUGAUUUAGAAAUCGAAAAAUUAAAAAGAGACUUGGGAGGUUAUCAAGGAAACUAUACUCUUUAUGAAUGGGAUGAUAAAAAAGGAUAUUUAGGAAUCAAUGGUUUUGAUGAAAUUCCAAAUACUUCACCGAACGGAAUCAGAAUAGGAGAGGGAAUUUUGCUUUUUAGCGAAGAAACCAAAAAACACUUUUCUCAGAUUGCCAACGAUAUUGACGAAUGGAUAAACAAUGAGGAACAUAAACUUUCGCCUUUACAAGGGUUAAGCGAAACACCUGGUACGGGAAAAACUGAAUUUGUGCGGGAAUUAAAUCAUUUAUUAAUUAAACGUUAUGGUGAAGAACCGCAAAUUUAUCGACCAAAUGAUCCGAACGAUCCAAACAGCGGCAUGACCGAAGACCCAGAAGAGAAAGCGAGGGCAUUAAGAGGGAUUAAAAAACCUCGUAUUCCGGUUUUUGAAAUCAAAGGAGCUGAUAUUAUGAGUACUGGUAAGAACGAGCCUAAAACCUAUGAAAAACUGGUUACUAAAGAAGGAGACCAAGCCAAAAACCCUUUAACUUAUAGUUCGCAAGCGAAAAAUAAUUUAGAAGAAUUAAAAAAUUUCUUUUCAACCGGAGCAGAAAGUAGAGGUUUAGCAGUUAAAUCACAAGAUCGCAACAGCGUCUUCAUUGUCGCAACUAAUAAUUAUGAAACAGUUGAUCCCGCCAUGAAAAGAUGA